This is a messenger RNA of Molossus molossus (Pallas's mastiff bat), 4196 nucleotides long. RefSeq names its product interleukin 16 (gene IL16). Gene Ontology annotation, biological process: leukocyte chemotaxis; induction of positive chemotaxis. The transcript is spliced from 18 exons. Bases 94 to 3933 code for a protein of 1279 amino acids. The record is from RefSeq and is a predicted model, not a curated record. Gene Ontology annotation, molecular function: CD4 receptor binding; cytokine activity. NCBI's taxonomy places the organism in Eukaryota, Metazoa, Chordata, Mammalia, Chiroptera, Molossidae.
GAAGGGGCGGCUAAGCCCAGCGCAGUGGCCACCCGUCCACCAAGGGCCCGCGAGCAGCCGCGGAAGAAGGCCGGCCUCACGUCCUCCCUGAGGAUGGAGCCGCACAGCCGUUCCGCCAGGAGCAGGAAGUCCACAAAGCUCCGCUCCAUCUCCCGGUCCCUGAUCCUCUGCAACGCGAAGACCAGUGACGACGGCUCCAGCCCCGACGAGAGGUACCCGGACCCCCUCGAGGGGUCGCUGGGCCAGGGCAGCGAGGGGCUUUUCCACUCGCCGGAGCAGCUGGCCGACACGUCGGAGGCCGGGCCCCGCAGCGCGCCUGACCUGGCGCCGUCCCCCGAGGCCCCUGCUCUCCCCGCGGCCGGCGAUGGAGGCAGGACCUGCCGGAGGAUGUUCUUCCUGAAGGAAGCUCCUACAACUUCCUCUCGAGAAAAGUCCGGAAAACCUGAAGCGCAGAGUAGUAGCUUCCUGCUCCCCAAAGCCUGUCACCAAAGGACACGCAGCAACUCGACCAGCGCGAACCCCGACUGCACCGCGGAGGCAGGCUUCCCGGCGGCCAGGGACACCGGCGCUUCCGCAGACCGGCCGCCCUGUGCCCUGUGCAGCAGCAGGAAGUCUCUGUCCCAGCAGCUGGACUCCCCUGCAGGGAAGGCUGGGGGCCCGUCCAGACCCACGCGGUCCCUGAGCACCGCCCAGCUCGCCCCGCCCUCGGGGGGCCUCCAGGCGUCUGUCAUCUCCAACAUUGUGCUGGCCAAGGGCCAGGCCAAGGGCCUGGGCUUCAGCAUCGUCGGGGGGCAGGACAGCAUCUACGGCCCCAUCGGGAUCUACGUCAAAACCAUCUUCGCGGGGGGCGCCGCGGCCGCCGACGGCCGGCUACAGGAAGGCGAUGAGGUCCUGGAGCUCAACGGCGAGUCCAUGGCCGGGCUGACUCACCAGGGCGCCCUGCAGAGGUUCAAGCAAGCCAAGAGGGGGCUGCUCACGCUCACCGUCAGGACCCGCCUGACGGCCCCCCACCCCCUGAGCUCCCCGCUGUCGCCCCCGCUGGGCCGCUCGCUGAGCUCCAGCACCUGCGUCGUCGCCAAGGGCAGCCGCUCCUUCCUCCUGGAGAACCCCGAGCCUCCUGCAGGCACCAAGCCCAACUACAGAGUCAUGGUGGAGGUGUCUCUGCAGAAAGAGGCCGGCGUGGGUCUGGGCAUCGGGCUGUGCAGCGUCCCCCACUCCCAGUGCGUCUCCGGCAUCUUCGUGCACACGCUGUCCCCAGGCUCGGUGGCGCAUCUGGACGGGAGACUCCGGUGUGGCGACGAGAUUGUGGAGAUCAACGACGCCCCCGUGCACUGCAUGUCGCUCAACGACGUCUACGCAGUCCUGAGCCACUGCGACCCGGGCCCCGUCCCCAUCAUCGUCAGCCGACACCCAGACCCACAGGUGUCCGAGCAGCAGCUCAAAGACGCUGUGGCCCAGGCUGCGGAGACGCUGAGGUUUGGGAAGGAGCGGCAGCCGUGGAGUCUGGAAGGUGUCAAGAGGCUGGAGGGCAGCUGGCACGGGCGGCCGACCGCGGAGCAGGAGCAGGAGCAGCAGCAGCGGGCGGCGGCCCCGCAGCGCAGACCUCCGAGGACCAUGAUGCGCUCCAGCAGCGACGGCGGCCCCGAGCAGCCCCCCCAGGACAGCCAGGAGCACCCGCCCCUGAGACUGAAGAAGUCUUUUGAGAUCUUCGUGAGGAAGCCUACGUCGUCCAAGCCCAAGCCCCCCCCCAGGAAGUACUUCAAGAGCGACAGCGACCCGCAGGGGAGCGUGGACAGCGGCCCCGACCUGCUGGAGGCUGCCGUGUCCACACAGGCUCACUUCCUGUUGACACCACAGGAAGCCGGAGAGCUGCUGCCACCGCAGGAAGUCGCGGCGGCGAGGGCCCCCGGUGCCACCGGCCUGCAGACGGCGCCCCCCGCAGAGGAGCCGGGCAGCCCGGGCGGGACGGCGCAGCUCUUCCCGAAGGAAGGGCAGGGAGAAGCCCCCCAGCUUUGUGAGCAGAGCUCGGAGGACACGCCCCACCAGCACCGCCAGCCCUCGUCCCGUUUCCGCUCCCCAGCAACGCCCCCGAAACACCCGGUGCUGAAGCGGCAGGCGCGGGUGGACGGCGGCCCGGACGGCGCGGCCGAGGACCCCUGGGUGAGGAUCUCCGACUGCAUCAAGAGCCUGUUCAGCCCCAUCAUGAGUGACAGCCAUGGCCACGCGCCGCUGCAGCCCGCCAUCGGCCUCAGCGAAGACGGGACGCAGACCCCCUCCGCCGGGACGCCCCCCGAGCUGGACGGCGUGAACGGUGCCCCCCGGGCGUACAAGCCGGCGGACGGCGGCGUCGUGAAGAAGGGGCCUCCCGUGGCCCCCAAGCCAGCCUGGUUUCGCCAGAGCCUGAAGGGGCUGCGGCACCGCGGUCCAGAGCCCAGGCCACCGCCCGCAGCCGCCCCCCCGAAGCCCACGCCGGCCCCCCGGGAGCACCAGGGGCCCCACACGCGGGCCUCCAGCUCCAUCAGGCAGAGAAUCAGCAGCUUCGAGACGUUCGGCUCCUCUCAGUUACCUGACAGGGGGGCCCGGAGACUGAGCCCCCCGGCCCCCAGCGCCGAGGCCGAGAGGCCUCCUGGGAAAGGAGGAGGAGGGGGUCCUGGCCUCUCAAGAGGGGCUCCCCCCACCACGGAGCAGCCGUGCCCUGGCUCCCCUCCAGCCGCGGAGACUCAGGACCCGGGUGUGUCAGACACCCCUCCCCUGGGGCGGCUGCCCAGAGAGCGAGCCCUCACCGCUGACCCCUUGCUGAGGCUGCUGACCACGCACACCGUGGACUCGGCGGGCGCGGGGGUCAAGACGCCCAGCCAGCGGGCCCGCAGCUUCCCGCUGACCAGGACACAGUCGUGCGAGGCGCAGCCCGGGGACGACAGGGCCGGCAGGCUGCACGCCAUCAGCAGCCAAGUGUCCUCCGCGGUCAUGAGGUCCCUGCUGUGCCUGCCCUCGUCCCUGUCCGGAGGCCAGAGCCCCUGCAGCCCCAAGGACGGGGCGCCUGCCGCGCCCUGGCCCAGCCGAGACCCGCCUGCCGGUGCGGACACAGGGUUCUCGCUCAACCUCUCGGAGCUGAGAGAAUACACGGAGGGGCUCAGCGAGCCCACAGGGGCCGGGGACUGCGGCCCCGCGUCCGGCCAGUCGGUCAUCUCCCUGCUGAGCGCUGAGGAGCUGAAGAACCUCAUCGAGGAGGUGAAGGUUCUGGACGAAGCGACGCUGAAGCAGCUGGACAACAUCCAUGUCACCAUCCUGCACAAGGAGGAGGGGGCUGGCCUUGGCUUCAGCCUGGCGGGGGGCGCGGACCUGGAGAACAAGGUGGUCACGGUGCACAGGGUGUUCCCCGACGGGCUGGCCUCGCAGGAAGGGACCAUCCAGAAGGGCAAUGAGGUUCUGUCCAUCAACGGCAAGUCCCUCAAGGGGGCCACCCACAGCGACGCGCUGGCCAUCCUGCGCCAGGCCCGCGACCCCAGGCAGGCUGUCGUGGUCUCCAGGCGGCCGGCGCUGGAGGCCACGCCCGACCUGGACCCCUCCGCGGACGCCUCGGCCUCCGUGGCCAGUGCCGCCUCGGCAGAGCCGGCAGAGGCCGCGGUCCGCACGCUGGCGCUGACGCUGGAGAAGACCUCCGCGGGGCUGGGCUUCAGUCUGGAAGGCGGCAGGGGCUCCCUGCACGGGGACCGGCCGCUCACCGUCAACCGGAUCUUCACAGGGGCGGCCUCAGGACAGACGGAGACCGUGCGGCCAGGGGACGAGGUCGUGCAGGUGGCCGGCACGGCCGUGCAGGGCCUCACCCGCUUCGAAGCCUGGAACGUCAUCAAGGCGCUGCCCGACGGGCCGGUCCCCGUCCUCCUCAGGAGGAAGAGCCCGCAGGGGGCCCCGGCCGCCGCAAACCCUUAGGCACAGCCGGACGCCAGGGCCCACCGCACCCGCUCUCUCAGGGUCCCUGCCAGCCCCACCCGGGGGGCCCCCAGCCGGAGGGCUGUCCCACCGGGCGGGCAGAGGCUCAGUGGGGUGGCUGCCACGGACCACGAACUGUGUACAGGGCUCUGUGAAUAAAGUGGAGGGCGUGUCGCCGUCUGACGACGUCUGGUCCUGCUCUGGAGACCCCCGAGCGUCAGGAAGGGGUGUGACGCCCUCCCCAGACAGCCACACGCUCGCCC